Messenger RNA from Rubroshorea leprosula, 1141 nucleotides. The record is from the annotation of a GenBank genome assembly. NCBI's taxonomy places the organism in Eukaryota, Viridiplantae, Streptophyta, Magnoliopsida, Malvales, Dipterocarpaceae.
GCAUAACCUUCCUGCAUUCACAAAUGGUAUUGGUCCCUGGAAAUGCUCUUAUUGUCAUUUCCUUGCUUCUGCUGAUUCCGCCAUGUCUGGCGCAGUGGAAUGCAACUGCAACUUCAUCGCGAUGGCUUAAGAAUGUCACCAACUGGCGGCGCCCGCGACCAGAAGGGUGCAGUUAUAGGCCAUGGAUAUGCGGACAAGGACAGCAACCGCCAACGGUCCGAAUGCGGUGCUGCAGGAACAAAUGUGUGGAUGUUGCAUCUGAUGUUAAUCACUGUGGUCUAUGUCGGAUUAGAUGCCGGUUUUCUUGGCAAUGUUGCCGAGGGUUGUGUACGAAUACAAAUUUGAAUCGGUUUAAUUGUGGGAGAUGUGGAAGGAGAUGCGCCGGAGGGGUUAGGUGCCUUUAUGGAUUAUGUGGAUAUGCACAGCCAUUACCACCUCGCCCACCUUUCCCGAGGCCGCGACCAUUGCCUCUUCGUUCUCCAGGGGUUGUUGAUCCACCGCCUAUGACGAGUGAGUAGAGAGUCUUCUGCUGCGGCUUUGGCGUAUUUGACGAGGAAAAAAAUAAUUUUAUAUAAACUCAGGAAAGGUAUUGAAAGAGAACUGUUACUAUAUUAGAAAAUUAUAUAUAUAUAUAUAUAUAUAUAUAUAAAAGGAAUAAAUUGGCUAUCAAUCAAAAGGGUGAUUUCUAUAUUGUAGCUCUUACAAAAUCUUUAAAAGAUUAAAUAAAUUACUUUAAAUCAUCUUUAAACUACUUUUUUUUUUUGGCCAUGUCUUAUUUUUUGUUUUGGUUAUAAAUAUUGUAUCCAAAAAAAAAUUAUUAUGAAAUAAUAUAGAAAAUAGAUAAAACAAGAACUAGAAGUAGAAUGACCAGUAGUGUGAAUCAUUUCACAUAAAAUGGAUGUAUUUAUACCAGAAAAAUUAUAAUCUCCCAACUCGAUAUUAUUCAUUGUACAAUACUAAGUAAAUUUAUGUUUAAGAUGUGUACUUGUAAAACAAAAUUAAUGCAAAGGGCAUUAUUAACCAUGCGUUGGAGAGGAAGAAUUGGGAAAGCAAUGCAAAGAAAUGAUUGUUUCUAUAGGAGAUAAAAUAGUGUAAUAGCGAUCUUUAUUGUUUCUAUAAGAGAUAAAAUAGUGUGUAACAG